Cladophialophora carrionii CBS 160.54 is the source of this 783-nucleotide messenger RNA. RefSeq lists its product as uncharacterized. Gene Ontology annotation, molecular function: oxidoreductase activity. The record is from RefSeq and is a predicted model, not a curated record. Lineage: Eukaryota; Fungi; Ascomycota; Eurotiomycetes; Chaetothyriales; Herpotrichiellaceae. The transcript has 3 exons. The coding region runs from base 1 to 783 and encodes 260 amino acids.
AUGACGUUCGCCUGUAAAAGAGUGCUCCUUGUCGGGGCCACCGCUGGGAUUGGCGCUGCAAUUGGAGAUCGCUUGAUCCGCGAAGGGGCCAAGGUCAUCGCUGUUGGCCGCCGACAGGAACGACUCGACGCAUUUGUUGAGAAGCAUGGCAAGGACAAAGCCAGCGCUAUUCAAUUUGACAUCAGCGAAAGGUGCAAUAUCGACCAAUUCGUGCAGAAUGUCACAAACAGUUACCCGGACCUGGAUUGUGUCUUCUUGAAUGCAGGUGUCCAGAGUCCCAUCGACCUAGCAAAGCCAGAGAAGGUCGACCUUGCCGCGUUUCACUCCGAGGUUGAAGUCAAUUUCUCGUCCUUUGUCGAUUUGACUAUGAAAUUUCUACCGUUUCUACGGGGCAAGGAGACCGAGACGAGUUUCAUUUUCACUGGAUCGAACCUGGCAAUUGUACCUGCAGCCUUGUUACCUGCGUAUUCGGCUUCAAAAGCAGCCCUGAAUGUCUUUGUUCUUUGCCUACGCGAGCAAUUGAGGAAUUCGUCGGUCCAAGUCAUCGAGUUGUCGCCGCCUCCCGUCCAGACCGAAUUGCAUGAUUACAUGGGUGCAGAUCAGGGACGCCAGCUUGGCAUGCCGGUUGACAAGUUCUGCGACGCUGCCUUCGACGGUCUCCUCUCUGGCAGCGAUCAGAUCGUCAUCGGAUCCGUUGGGCCAGCACACGUUUUUCACGACAUCGUCGACAAGCGGCGAGAGGCAUUUGAGAAUCUUGCAAAGAUGAUGAGGGAACGACGCUGA